This is a messenger RNA of Branchiostoma belcheri (Belcher's lancelet), 1264 nucleotides long. Its product is annotated as cyclin-dependent kinase 20-like. The record is from RefSeq and is a predicted model, not a curated record. Gene Ontology annotation, molecular function: ATP binding; cyclin-dependent protein serine/threonine kinase activity. Gene Ontology annotation, cellular component: nucleus. NCBI's taxonomy places the organism in Eukaryota, Metazoa, Chordata, Leptocardii, Amphioxiformes, Branchiostomatidae. Bases 178 to 1200 code for a protein of 340 amino acids. Gene Ontology annotation, biological process: protein phosphorylation. The transcript has 11 exons.
GGCAUUCUGGGAAGCAUAGUUUGUUGUCAUGUUGGUUCUUCGGUUGUACUUGGCCUGAGAAAAGUUUAAAACCCAUGACUAGGGAGAAACGUUACAGUUGUGACAACGACAAGACAGACAGUCAACACCGAACGUUCCAGGAAUAUUCCAGUUACAGCGGGCCCAGCCUAAUUGAAGAUGGAACAGUACACUAUUAUGGAGAGGAUAGGGGAGGGUGCACAUGGCAUCGUGUUUAAGGCCAAACAUGUGGAGAGUGGUGAAGUUGUGGCGUUAAAGAAGGUUCCACUGCGGAGGCUGGAAGACGGCAUCCCAAAUACUGCUCUCAGGGAAAUAAAGGCUCUUCAAGAAAUAGAGGAGAAUCAGCAUGUGGUGAAACUGCGGGAGGUGUUCCCCCAUGGUACGGGGUUCGUGCUGGUGUUUGAGUACAUGUUGUCGGACCUGUCGGAGGUCCUCAGGAACUCCAACCGCCCGCUGACAGAGGCGCAGGUCAAGAGCUACAUGAUGAUGCUGCUGAAGGGCGUGGCCUUCUGUCACGAGAACAACAUCAUGCACAGGGACUUGAAGCCAGCUAACCUCCUGAUCAGUGAGACUGGCCACCUGAAGAUCGCUGACUUUGGUCUGGCACGGGUGUUCGCUAAUGAAGAUGGGAGACUAUACAGUCACCAGGUGGCCACAAGGUGGUACCGGGCCCCAGAAUUGCUGUAUGGAGCAAGAAAGUAUGAAGAAGGUGUUGAUCUUUGGGCUGUUGGAUGUAUCUUUGGAGAACUGUUGAACAACUCCCCUCUAUUUCCUGGUGAGAAUGAUAUAGAACAGCUAUGUUGUGUACUGAGAGUGCUGGGAACUCCCAAUGAAAAAAUAUGGCCGGGCAUGUCAGAGUUACCAGACUACAAUAAGAUCACCUUCCCAGAGAAUCCCCCCAUCCCCCUGGAGGUGGUAGUGCCCGACGCCUCCCCCCAGGCCAUUGAUCUGCUGAAGAGGUUUCUAGUCUACCCCUCCAGUCAGAGGGUGUCAGCAAAGGAGGCCCUACUGCAUCCGUACUUCUUCACUGAGCCGUUACCAGCGCACCACUCAGAGCUGCCCAUCCCACAGCGUAGCAGCAAGAGACACCGGCAGCGCGGACAUGUGCACGAGUUUGACGUGGACGCUCCGCUGGCACAGUCACUCGUGGAUCCAGACCUACUCGCCCCGCAUGUUAGAUAGGCUCUUCAUUCUGUUGUUGUAAGCAUGUCGGCAGAACGUGCUGCACCUGUAAAACCCAUAAUGU